Molecule: messenger RNA, 6671 nt
Organism: Hippopotamus amphibius kiboko
Lineage: Eukaryota; Metazoa; Chordata; Mammalia; Artiodactyla; Hippopotamidae
Gene: MISFA
Product: mitochondrial sheath formation associated
Exons: 6
Coding region: 4424-4678 (84 amino acids)
Source: RefSeq, a predicted model, not a curated record
ACGGAGGCUGCCGGGGGCCAAAAUGCCCGAGCGGCCCGAGGCCCCGCCCCUUCCCAGAGUCGGAAGUCCACCCGCGUGCAACGCCCCAGGUUCGGCCAGGCUCCGCCCGGGAGUCUGACCACAGCUCCUCCGUCAGCCCCGAGCGCCGUCAGAAACGCGUGAGCGGCAAGGGAACCACGACCCAACUUGCUGGAGGGAAGCUUGGGGGCAUCUGUGAAGAGAGGAAUAGGAAAGACUCAAGGAGAAGCAGUAAAGGAGGUAGAAGAUAUGGGCGCUGUUCUGGGAGAGAGUUUCGAGAAGGAUGUGUUGAAUUCAGCAGAGUAUCGAGAACGAUCAAGACUCCAAAUUGUAGUUGGAUUUAGGAAGGAAGAGAUCUUGCAGUAGACUGUGAACUUUGAAAGAAAGGAAACAAAAGAGAUGAGCCUUACAAGCCCCGGCCUACUGCCUAGAGGCAAUUUUCAGACUGCAGCACGGAGAGGGGUUACCCAAACAAAGCUGAGUUGAAAAGAAAGAGAGUGGCAUACCAAGGAGGCCACAGUGCCAGGAAUUUGCAGGAUGGAGUCCUGGAAAGAGGCAAUUCCACAGAGAAAGAACUCUGGAGAUCUCCACAGGGGCCUUUGUGAGUUCUAUCAAUGCGUACAUGGGGUAAAACUCCAUGAGGUCGGGAAAAGAACCACCCAGAAACAGUAGGCCAAACACUUCCUGGAGCUCCCCAAAGGGCUGGGAGUUGUGGAAAAUUCCACAGAUUGAAAAGACCUAAUACCAUAGGCAUCAGAGAGAGCACUCAGAAGGGUCAUAGCUCAGCAGUGGGAAUGGUUAUCCUUAGAGUAAAGGCUGCUCCUGGCCCACCAUAACAAAGCUUAAAACAAGCCUCAGAAGAAUCAGACGGAUCCAGGUAGCUUAACUGCAUCUCAGAAGAAAACCCAACACUAUCAAAAAGAAAACAACAAAGUCCAGCACUCAACACUGUAAAAUUCACCAUGUUAAACAUCCAACCAAAAGUUACCAGGCAUUCAAAGAAGCAAGAAAAUGUCAUCCAUAACAAAGAAAAUUCAACCAUUGAAACAACCUAAGAAAUGACAGAGAUGAUAGAUUUGCAGACUUGGUCCUCAAAAUGCUUAUUAUCCAUCUCAUAAAUAUACUCAAGGAUGUAAAGGAAAACAUGAACAUGAUGUGGAGAAAAAUGAAAGUUAUAAUUAAAAAAAAAAAUUUAAUUUCUAGAGAUGAAAAAUACAACAUCAAAUUAAAAAUACUCUGUAUGGCAUUAACGGGAGGUUAGAAGAUUAGGGGGGAAAAUAAGUGAACUUGAAAAAGACAGCAAUGGAAACUAUCCAAAAUGAAGCACAAGGAGAAGAAAAAUAAACAGUACCAGCAAGCUGUGGGACAGAAUCACACUGGUUAUUGGUCUAAUACACAAGUAAUAGAGGUCACAGAAGGGGAAAGAGGGGAGCCAGAAAAAGUGUUUGAAGGAACAGUAGCCAGACAUUUUUCCAAUUUGAUGAAAACCAUAAACCCAUGGGUUCAAGAAGUUCACCAAACCCCUGGUAGAAGAAACAUGCAGAAAGUUACACAAAGCAGCCUCAAAAUAAAAUUGCUAAAAAUUAGUGAUGGAGAAGUUUUUAAAAGGGCACUUUCCAUAGGAUGCAGCAAUCCCCCUCCUGGGAUUUACCCUAAAAAAUUAAAACUUAUAUUCCCUUAAAAAGCUGUACACGGGACUUCCCUGGUGGUCCAGUGGUUAAGAAUCCGCCUUCUAAUGCAGGGGACAUGGGUUCAAUCCCUGGUCGGGGAACUAAGGUCCCACAUGUCGCGGGGCAACUAAGCCCACUCUCCAUAACUAAAGAGAAUCCUCUGCGCAGCAAGGAAAGAUCCCAAUCUUGCUUGCCACAACUACAGAGCCCACGCAUUUUGGAGACCCCGAGCCACGGCUAGAGAGCCUGUGCACUGCAACUACUUAGUCCGUGCACCACAUUUGGAGAGAAGCCCACAAGUCACAAUGAAGAGCUGGCAUGCUGCAACGAAAGAUCCCAGAUGCCACAACUAGGACCCUAUGCAGCCAAAAAUAAAUUUUUUUAAAAAUCUGUACACAAAUAUUUAUAACAUCUCUAUUCAAAAUAGCCCCAAACUAGAAACAACACUACUGUUCUUUGACAGGUACGGGGCCAAGUCAAAAAUUAUCUGCACUCUGGCUGUAGAAUUUAAUUAACUUUUAGAAAAGACAAAUACAUCAUUUUUUGACAUAAUCUUCUUUUCAAUACGCUGUUCAUCUGUCAACAAGCUUUCAUAUUUCAUUAAAAAAUGUUUUAGGCUGAGCUGCGAAUGCACUGCUGUCUUCACUUCUUCAUGAGAAGUGAAUCUUCAUCCUCGUAGGGCUGCUUUCAUAGGACCAAACAGGUGAAAGUCCAAUGGAGCAAAAUCAGGACUAUAGGACUAUGCUUUAACACCUCAAAACGAAGUUUUUGCAGAAUGUCGGCAGUGUGAGCAGAAGUGUGCAGAUGUGCACACCCUCAGAUUACAAAAAAUGAAUCACUGCACACUGGUCUUUCGUGCAAAUCACAAGUGGGGCAUCCAUUUUUGCUCACAGUGCAGUCACAAAUGAACUGAUGUAACACAUUCACACCUGCACAGCAGUGACUGGGGAGACAGUUGCCUUGAACGGAAGGCACUGAUAAGACAGUGCAGCCAACAGAAGUUUUAAUAUAACUGGAGUGCGGAUAAUUUUUGACUCGUAAAUCGAUAAACUGAUACAUCCAUACAAUGGAAUAACGUUCAAUAAAAAAGAAUUAACUAUUGUACAACAUGAAUGAAUCUCGAAAGCAUUAAUGCUAAGUGAAAGAAACCAGUGGAAGAAGGUUAUGAUUCCAUUUAUGUGAAGUUCUGGAAAAUGCAAAAGCAGAUCAGUGGUUGCCAGGGGCCAAGGGAUUAGGGGGAAGGGAUUGACUGAAAAGGGGCACAGAAAACUUUUUGAGAUGAUGACAAUUUUUUCCAUCUUGAAUUGCGGUGGUAGUUACAAGAGUGACACAUUUAAAAAAAUAUAACUGUACAGUAAAAAUGAGUAUGUUUUAUCAUAUGUAAUUUAUACCUCAAUAAAGUUUAUUAUUAGAAACAAAAAAGGAAUGUGUAUAGAUUUUUUAUCAAUUGACGCAGGAGGAUGUCCAUGAUGUAUUAUUAUAGGAGAAAAGCAAGUUACAUAGUAGCACAUGUAGUAUGAUCACCUUUAAUAAAACAACAGUGAAAAUAACCCUCUGUAUCCCUCUGUGUGUAGUGAUGUUUUCAAGCUCGGGGAGAAGCCUUUGGCAGAGGGAAUACACACUAGGCUGGUAAUACUGCUUACAUCGUGGUGCGAAGAAAGAGGGGAAGAGUAUUACGUUUUUCUUUAUACAUCAUUGGACGGUUUCGUCAUUUACAGUGAUUUUUUAAAUCAUGAAAAUAAAGGGGAUAUCAAAAUAAUGGGGAGAUGUGUAUGUAGGAAGAACUCUGGUGGAGGGAGGGGUUCACCACGCCAGUGCAGGGAGGUCAGAGGGAUCGAGAUGAGGUCAUUAAACUUGACAAAAAGGAAAUCUUUGGUAACCUCUGAGAAAGCAUCCAAGUAGUGGGGUGGGGGCAGAAGUCAGGAUGUGAUGUAUGCAAGAAAAAUGUGGACUGGAAAGAAAGGCUUUGGGUGUGGACCAAUUGUUUACGAAGUUUGGUCUUGAAAGGCAGUUAAGAAACAGGACAGUUAAGAAGGGAGCCACAGCAUCAGUUGGAGGGUUUUGUGAGGAGAGGACAAGGAUACUUGUGGCUUCUUGAAGGCCAAGAAAAGAGAACCAGUGGACAGCAACUGACCAAAGAUAGUGAAGAAUGAUAUAAAAUGGUGGUGAGAGAGCCCUUGAGAUGGGAGGGGAGGAGUUGCAGGGACAGAAAGAGAAUUCUCCUUCCCCUAGAAUGCAGUUUUGCUUCAUUCACAGCUAUCAUAGACCUAGGAACACACCUUUCCCAAUCCCUGUUUAUAGUCUAAAGAGCCCAGCUUCCCAACAGGCAGCUGGACCCUGAUCUGGAGCGUCACCUGUGUGACCUAGUGCAGGUCACUCAGGCUCUGUAAGCCUCAGUUUUCUCAUUAGUAAACUGGGGUAAAUAAUAGUACCUACCUCAUAUUGUGGCUGUGAGAUAGCACGUUCGAAGAGCUUAGUUUGCCGCUCAGCUGCUGGUCUGGGGGCAGUCUCUCUGAUGUGUUGUGGUCUGGGCCAUGUGAUCAAUGAUGUCACAAUGCCCUACUAGACUCCACCUUCUCCACUAGGGAGUUGCACAUCCUUUGGAGCUAAGGAUUGGAACUGACAUGCAAGACCUCUACCAGCUGAGGGUUUCAUGAGCACGCUCCUUUGUCAAGAUCUUGGUGAAUAGUCUUUCACUGGGCAAUCGUGUCUUAGAAAUUGUUUUACUUGUUACCAUGAUCGUGCUUGGCUGGAUGCUUUUUGUUGGAUUUGCAUGUUACAUGGGCACAUUUCCAGAGUUCGUGCCUCCAACUCUGAAGUGGAAAGAGAGGUGGGCUGUUCAGGAGAGGAAGACACACCUGAGGACGCGGACUUUGGAUGAAGACCUGCAACUAAUUUCUAUGAGAGCACUGGCCCAACAGUCAGACCUCUGCGGGGAACGAUGUGGAAGGGAUAUAAGUAUCCCCCAGGAGGGACCCCGGUGGAAAUAAACAAAGAUGAUCCUGGUGAAGUAAUGCAGCUCUGAAGCUUUCCCGACCAGCUGUACAGUUCCUGUUGGUUUCACAUAAAGUAAUUGCACAUUAUUUUGUCACAUUUUAUGUAACAAGUUACCACAUUUUUAAAGAUGAAGACUUGGUAUUCUGUUAGCUCAAAACAGGGAAAUGGAGGGUAAGGAGGUAGUUGGGUGGAUGGGAAUGACUGGGUCCAGACUGGCACUAAGACUAAGAUACCUGGUUCAGUUUGUCCCCUAUUCUGUACCCUUGAGGAUAGAAAUUCUCUAGAGCACUUUAGACCUGUUUCCCACAUACUUUUCUCCUGGGUCCAAGGUCCAGGGUCCAGGUAGGGGUGAAAAAAUGUUACAGAAAGGGGUAGAGAUUGCAGAAACUUUAAGCCUAUUCUCUGGGGGUAUUUCUCUGUGGCUUUCAUAGCUAUCAUUAAGAACCCAAAGCUUACACCAUGUGGGGAAAGGGCAUUUUAACAUUGGGUGCUAGAUACUAAGCUAUACAGUAUUAUAAUCCUUGUAGUAAUCUUCUUAGCCCCAUUUUACAAAAUAGCAAAAAUGAAGUUGAGAGGCUUAAGUAUCUUACCAACCCACACAGUUCUGGAUAGCAGAGUCAAGAUUAAGAUCCAGGCCUUCUCUUUGGUGUGCUUUUACAUGCCAAGAAAAAGACCCAAGCAAGAGAGGCUGGGUUAUCCAAGAUCUUGACUUACCUCUUGGUUCAAGUCUUCCUCACCUGAGUAGUCAAGAAGUUGCCUUUUAUCAGUGACACCUGCUGAUUCAGGCAGCAUGUGUAGAAAUGAAAGCUAACUGUCCAGUCCUCAAUAUGACGCAGUUUGAGUUCAUGAGACCAAGGAUGGGAACCUAAGUAUAAGACCCAUGCAAUUAAUCUGGGUGUCUGAGCCCUAGAAUAUUCCUAAAAAGCCCUCUAAAAGUGGUUCAAGCUUUCUGACCCUAAAAGAGAGAAAGAAAACCUAACAGGAGCAAAUACUUUUAAAAUAAAUUAUAUGGAACUCCUCCCAUUCUGUGGUUGCUUGGGGAUGACUAAUGGUUUCACUGUUCAAAAAGUACACCCUUACCAACAAAUAUGACCCACUAUGACCCAAAAGGGUCAUAUUGACAGCAUGUUGCUGAUGACUAUUUGGUGUUUGUUUGCUGAAGUAUUUUUAAGUGCCUCUAUGCACUGAAUGGAUUACCUUUUUUUUAAUAGAAAAAGUGAAUUCAAAAUUCAUAAGCAAAAAUUUGUAAUUUCUAAAUCUAGGAUACUAGAUUUAUCAUACUUGUAUGACCUAGACUCAACACAUUCCAUUGAGUUAAGUGCCUACAUUCUCUGGCUGCAUGGUUGUGCCUACUUGCCUCAUUUAUACCUAAGGAUUCAUCUUCUCAGCUAUCUCAGGCUCUUUUUAUUAUAGGAGAUCAGCAUCACUCAAUUUCUUGAAAAGAACUAUACACCUAGUUGUUCUUCCCCCGUUCCCUGACUACACCUCCAAACAGUUCUCCUAACUUGGGUGUCUGAUACAAGAAUAGUUCUCCAGGCUGGUGAUGCAAGAGGGGAGAGGUAUCAGUGGCAGCAGCUGAGCAGAUGUGAACAUGUAAGGGAGAAGGAACAGAGAGGUGUGUGUGUGCAUGAAGGUAAACCCUAUCUCUGAAGUCUGAUGAGUCUACUGGGGUUUCUAGCUGGAAUCAUGUACAGAGUGAUGAAGUAAGGAAUACAUGUUUUGGUAAAUAAAUGCAAACCAGUGAAAAUAUCAAUAAAAUAUUUUAAUGCCUACAAUUUCUUUUAUACAUAAAUUGCAAAACUUUUAUCUGUAUAUGCAAAAGUAGAUUCUCUUGCAGGUCAACAGCACCAGAAAACAAGCUAGGCUAUGUAAAUGUUUCUUUAAACUUGAUUUGUCCAUUAUGUAAAAGACAUGGAUUUAAUAACUCCAAAGAAAUCUAUAUUCCACUCUUAAUCAUACACUAAACACCUGAAUAUUUAUUUCAUC